GUUGAUGUGUCCACAGUGAGGACUGUGUCUGUGCAGACAGGAGGCUCCAUCACCAUCCCAUGUAGCUAUGAUCAGUAUUACAUCAACCAUGUGAAGUACUGGUGUAAAGGAUUAGUUUGGGAUGUAUGUUCUUAUGUAGUACGUACUGACCAUCCUAAGAGCAGUGGUAAGACCUCAAUCUCUGAUGACAUCAACAAGAGAAUCUUCACUGUGACCAUGACUGACCUGGUUUCAAGGGACUCUAAUACUUACAGGUGUGUUGUGGAGAUCAAUAGAGGACCAGAUAUCAUGAUACAAUGGUUCUACCUGUCUGUCACUCCAGGUACUCCAGAACUCUAUGUGGACCAACAGGAAGUGACUGGAGUAGAAGGAGGGAGUGUCACUGUCUGUUGUUACUAUAGUAACUCUGGAGACAUGAAGUGGUGCAGGAUGGGUGGUGAUUGUGUGAGUGGGUAUUCUGGGACUUUACAUGGAACAUCAGUGGCAUUAACGCGGACUAGUGAUGCCAACAACAGAAAAGUCUUAACAGUGACUAUGAGUGGACUGAAGAUGGAGAACACUGACUGGUAUUGGUGUAGAGUUGGAGAACUAGAGAUGCCUGUUCACAUCACUGUCAGUCAACAAACUGCAACACAGAGAACCUCUAAGAUGACCUCAACAACCCAAGAUCCAACCCCUCAACAACCCUCUGCCUCUCCAACUGCUGAGCCUGUUCAGACUGACAACACAAGUCAAGGAGAUGAGGGGAACAUGGAGGAAGUCCACCAGAGGUUAUUAUCACUCCUUCAGAUGUUUUAUCCCACAUGUUGUUAGAUAAUAUGAACUCAGAGAAACAUUACAAUUCCAUCAUACACUACAACAGUUAAUGCAAACCAAACACCCUCCCUAAAUGCAUAUAGAGACUGUUAUCACUUCCUCCUGGGUAGA
This is a messenger RNA of Oncorhynchus nerka (sockeye salmon), 927 nucleotides long. Its product is annotated as polymeric immunoglobulin receptor-like. The transcript has 3 exons. Gene Ontology annotation, cellular component: plasma membrane. Gene Ontology annotation, molecular function: transmembrane signaling receptor activity. NCBI's taxonomy places the organism in Eukaryota, Metazoa, Chordata, Actinopteri, Salmoniformes, Salmonidae. The record is from RefSeq and is a predicted model, not a curated record. The annotation marks the transcript as partial.